Knipowitschia caucasica is the source of this 2172-nucleotide messenger RNA. The record is from the annotation of a GenBank genome assembly. NCBI's taxonomy places the organism in Eukaryota, Metazoa, Chordata, Actinopteri, Gobiiformes, Gobiidae.
AUGGCCGCAGAAACAGCGCGUCUAGAGGAUGUAACAAGCUGCGCUGCAGACUCUACUGAGAUGGAGGAAUGCCUGAAAGGGGAGGCCAUGACGGUCGAUGUGGAGGCUCCGUUACCUGCUGGACAGGAGGAGGCGGCGAUCCGCUGCAGAGAUGUUUGCCGAUCUUAUGGCAAACUCAAGGUCCUCACCAAUCUCAACCUGACAGUGCCACAAGGGCAGAUAUAUGGUUUGCUAGGCCCGAGUGGAUGUGGGAAGACUACGCUGCUGAAAUGCAUUGUGGGUACUCUAAAAAUAUCCCGAGGUCAAAUUAUUGUGUUGGGAAAGCCACCUGCGUUUCCUGGCCAUGAAGUACCUGGGAGAAUGGUUGGCUACAUGCCUCAGGAGCUGGCGUUGUACAAUGAGUUCACAAUUAGCGACACUCUCACCUUCUUCGGACGCCUCCACGGUCUGACCCGCAAACAAACACAGGACCGCAUCAACUUCCUCAUUGACUUCCUCGAUCUCCCACAGAAAACGCGCCUUGUUCGAAAUCUCAGUGGUGGUCAAAAGCGGCGAGUUUCUCUGGGAGCGGCCCUGCUUCAAAACCCUGAGCUGCUCAUACUGGACGAGCCCACAGUCGGAGUCGACCCGGUCCUCAGGACCAAGAUUUGGCAGCAUCUGGUGGAUAUUGUAAAGACUGCAAAGGUCUCUGUCAUUAUCACCACUCACUACAUCGAGGAGGCCAGACAAGCCAAUGUGGUUGGUCUGAUGAGAAAUGGUCGUCUAUUGGCAGAAGGUCCCCCAGAUCACGUCAUGAAAAUGCAUGGCACUGCAACUUUGGAGUGUACGUUUUUGAAGCUAUGCCAGUCUUCAGACCAGAGUAACUCCAAGGAGAGCCCCAGUCCACAGGACGGAGUGUUGGAGAAGAGUCAGUCAUUUGAGAGCAAUCGUGAUGAGAGUCGACCAAUUCUCGGUGUGAAUCCACCUCCAGACGAUUUACCCACGUUUACAGCGGACUGGAAGUUGCGUGCCAGGAACGUGUUUCCAAAGUGCAGAAACAUUGCUGCCUUGACAAUCAAAACACUGGUGCGAUUUAAGAGGACUCCAGGGUCCCUGUGUUUCCAGUUUCUGUUGCCUGUUAUCCAGAUCACUUUGAUUUGUUUGUGCAUUGGAGGAGAUCCUCAGGGCAUCCAGGUGGCAGUGGUCAAUAAUGAAACAUCCUCCUUCUCCUACAGCCAUUCACUGCUCUCCGCUAUCGACAACUCCAGCAUCCAUCAGGUGCAUCUAUCACAUUCAGACGCUUUUAAUGGAAUUAGAAAUGGAGAAUACUGGGGAGUCAUUGGCUUUGGCAAGAAUUUUACCAGCUAUCUGACAAAAAGAGCGUUGCAGCGUCAUGUCUCCAGAGAAGUGGUCGACGGUGGAUCUAUGCACGUCUGGCUGGACUACACCAAUCGCCAAAUCGCUCUGAUGCUUCAAAAGAAAUUACAUGAUGCUUUUCAGAAUUUCACUGAAAGCAAGCUGGGAACUAUGUCUUAUCAAGUGGCCAUUCCUGUGAAGUUUGAAGAGCCAAUUUACGGGAGUCAAAACACUGAUUUCACCACUUAUGUGACUCCUGGUGCAGUUCUCAGUAUCACUUUCUAUCUCGCUGUUGGUUUGACUGCUUUGUCCUUUGUCCUGGAGAGAAAGGAAGGCCUGUUGGACAGGUGCUGGGUCGCAGGAGUGAGUUCUUUGGAGACGAUGCUAGCUCACCUCUGCUCCCAACUCUUUGUCAUCAGCAUCCAAAUCUUCAUGCUGCUCAUCUUUGUGAUGCAUGUUUUCAAGAUGCCAAAUGAAGGCUCCUUGGUCCUCAUCAUCAUCCUGAUCGUACUGCAGGGAGUGACCGGCAUCUCCUUUGGUCUCGUAAUCUCCUCUGCCCUCGAUGACGAGCAGAGUGCUAACCAGGCCGCUCUGGGUAUCUUCUACCCCAACCUCAUGAUCAGUGGUAUUAUUUGGCCUGUUGAGUGUAUUCCGUAUCCUCUCCGAUACGUCAGCAUGGCCCUACCUCAAACCUUUGCUGCUGAGUCUCUUCGCUGUAUCAUGUACAGAGGCUGGGGUCUGAGCCAAAUGUUGGUGUGGCGAGGAUUUGCGGUCACACUUGGCUGGAACACCUUCUUCCUAAUUUUAGCGACUGUCAUUCUGAAGUUAAGGACUUGA